Symsagittifera roscoffensis is the source of this 1273-nucleotide messenger RNA. RefSeq names its product required for meiotic nuclear division protein 1 homolog. NCBI's taxonomy places the organism in Eukaryota, Metazoa, Xenacoelomorpha, Acoela, Convolutidae. The record is from RefSeq and is a predicted model, not a curated record. The transcript has 2 exons. The coding region runs from base 12 to 1235 and encodes 407 amino acids.
UUCUGAAUUUCAUGAACGUGGGCCGGGUGCCAUUGGCUGCACGACACGGGUUUUUGGGCUAUUUGUUGCCAAUUUAUGAAGGUAAGCGUAAGCUGAAACUGAAUACAUUAGAAAGAGUCAUAAAAAGAAAAACUGGUUCAAAUUUUCUACAGUUUCCAUCAAAUAUUGUACGGCAAAACGAACUUCAGGUUAAGAAGUCUGCGAAGUCGAAUAAACGUUCGUCUAAUUUGACAGAUUUGAAAAAGUAUCCUCACAUUUGUUCUGGUUGGACUACUUGCGAUGAAUUGCUGGUUCAUCAAUUGGUCGACGAGAUUUUGAAAGAAUUCCCGAAUAGCCGAAACGAUUGUGUGCCUUUGGAUGUUGAAGACGAAAUAUUUUGUGUUGACAAUCUAGUUGCUAGUGGGACUCAGAAAAUUUCGAUAUCAGAUGACCUUUUGAGACCCAGGUUGUUUCUGUUUGAUUUUGGAUGUCUUGUUUUCUGGAAUGUGGAUCAUAGUGUGGCGAGGAUUGUGAGACGGAUAGCUGAUGAAAGAGGUUUGCAAAAGGGAAGUUAUGACCCAUCGAUCGUGCUACAAGAAAACGACUCAAUUCCAUUUGUGAAGGAUAGCUCGCGAAGUAUCCCUCAUAUACGCAAAGAGCUAAUUCGUUUUCCGAAUGAGUUGAGUUUGAGAGACAUCAUUCUGUAUCAGUUUGCAUAUUCAAACAGCAUGGCAUUAUCAGUUAAGCUUGCCUACUGGGAAAUUGCAGUGGAGGGCCUAGUGCGAAGUAUGUCACCCUACAUCAAUCAAAUGAGGUCAGGUCACGUGAUGGUACAGGAUGAAGAAAUCAUGAAAAUGUACGGAGAGCUAUUUCACUUCGACCACAGAAUCAACCUUUCCAGUGACUUCCUGGACAUUCCGGAAAUCUACUGGAAUCAGUCUCUGCUGGAAGAGGCAUUUCUAUCGAUGCGACUGUACUUGGGAGUUAAAGAACGGGUCAGAAUAAUUGGGGUAAAAAUUACCCAAUCUUUUAAUUUACUAGAAAUGCUACGAAGUCAUCUGAACGAGACAAGUUCUCACCGUUUAGAACAAUGGAUCAUAAUGCUUAUUUCGUUAGAGAUUUUAAUUUGUUUAGUUACUCCCGAGCUAAUAUUGCAAAUACUGCAAGAUGUUCGCAAAAAGUUAUUUGAUAGCUCUACUGCUUAUGUUGAAACAACGAAAUACAGAAAAGAUUCCAGUUUAAAUAUUAUUGAUUGAUGUUUUCUUAGUUAAUGCCAAUUAAGCAAUACGUGAAA